Messenger RNA from Beta vulgaris subsp. vulgaris (sugar beet), 2591 nucleotides. RefSeq names its product mediator of RNA polymerase II transcription subunit 8. Gene Ontology annotation, cellular component: mediator complex. The transcript is spliced from 13 exons. The record is from RefSeq and is a predicted model, not a curated record. NCBI's taxonomy places the organism in Eukaryota, Viridiplantae, Streptophyta, Magnoliopsida, Caryophyllales, Amaranthaceae. Bases 102 to 1763 code for a protein of 553 amino acids.
GCCACUGGUAGGCACACUAUGCAGUAGCACAACUCUCCUGAGUCCUGAGUGUUCUCUAUAUCAGUUUGUUUGAAGCAUUCCGGUGUGAGCUGGUGGUGAGCAUGGAGUCAAUGAUGGGCGCAGUCCAAGAUCAAACCCAAGCAGCGUCGCAACAGCAACAACCACCCAAGGUAGCGGAGCGAUUAAACCCAGCAGUACAGCAACAACUUAACUUAGAAUCCGUCAAAACUCGAGCUAUCAGUCUCUUCAAAGCCAUCUCUCGCAUUCUCGAAGAUUUCGACGUUAUUUCUCGCUCCAAUGCCGUCCCCAAAUGGCAAGAUGUUGUCGGUCAAUUUUCGAUGGUGAAUCUGGAGUUGUUCAAUAUUGUGGAAGACAUUAAGAAGGUCUCAAAGGCUUUUGUGGUUCAUCCUAGGAAUGUUAAUGCUGAGAAUGCUACAAUACUCCCUGUCAUGCUGUCAUCAAAGCUCUUGCCUGAGAUAGAAAUGGAUGACAAUUCCAAGAGAGAGCAACUGCUUCUUGGCAUGCAACAUUUGCCUGUACCUACACAAAUUGAUAAGCUUAAGGCUAGAAUUGACAUGAUUGCUGCAGCCUGUGAAAGUGCUGAAAAAGUUAUAGCUGAUACCCGCAAAGCCUAUGGUCUGGAUACCCGCCAAAGGCUGAGCACUGUCCCAACAUUAGACAAGGCCUUUUCUGCCAAAAUUCAGGAGAAGGAAAAUCUACUUCGGGCUGCUGUCAAUCAUGGUGAAGGAUUAAGGUUGCCUGUAGACCAAAGGCAUGCUACUUCUCCACUCCCUUCACAUCUUGUUGAUGUGCUCACCAUUGGUGAUGGGACACAGAAUUAUGGUGAUGGAUCUGGUAUGUACUCGAAGAAUACACCUCUGAUGUUGUCCAGCAAUCACAGUAAUCAGGGUACUCCGUUGCAGGCUUCUGGGGCACAGCAACUUGGGAGAUCAAUGCCUUCACCCUCUACUGCUACCGCAGCAUCUUCCUUUGAUAAUACAGCAUCACCAAUGCCAUAUGCAAAUUCUCCUAGGUCUGGUACAAACAUGAUGAACGCACCUUCUCCCCAGCAGCAAACACUCCAACAGCAACAUCAGCUGCAACAGCAGAGAAAAAUGAUGCAGCUUCCUUCUCAGCAGCAACAACUUCUCGCUCAGCAGCAAUAUAGGCAGUCCACCAUGCAGGGUUUGGCUCAGAACCAACUGCCACAACUACAUGAUAUGCAAACUCAGGCUCAGCAGAAGUUCCCAACGCUGCAAGGACAAAAUCAGAUGCAAUUUUCUCAAUCAUUAGCAAGUCAACAAUAUCAAGGCAGGCAGCUGCCUGCUGGACAUAUGCAGCAUGCAAUUGGACAAAGCCAAUUAAACCAAGGAAACCAGCUGAAUCGCCUUAGCCAAUUUUCCGGAGCUGCUAAUACAGCAUUAUUUAAUGCUGCUCAGAAUUCACCUAAUGCUCCUGUGAUGUCUAAUAUGUCCGCGACGAUGACAUCACAACCUUUGCUCCCAAGAAUGCAGUUUGCAUUAGCUGGUGGAAACUCUCAAAGGACUCACCCUUCCCAGAUGCUUAGUGAUCAGAUGUAUGGUAUGGGAUCAAAUCCUGGCAAUAUGAUGAAUUUACCUCAGCAACAGCAACUUUCUCAAGGUUCUUUUGGGAGCAUGUCACAAAAUUCUCAGAAUCUCCAGUCUGCUAAUAUGGUACCUCUUCAAAAUGCACCUCAAAACCUCCAGAAUUUUCAGCAACAAAGACAGCAGAAUCAGCAGUGAUUCUGUCAAAUUCUUGUUCGUGAUAAAAUCUAAUGAUGUCACAGGUUGCUAUUGGAGCUGUUGUAAAUAUGGUUGUCAAUGCUAGUUUAUAGAAGAAAGUAUUGCCAUUUCGGAUUUGCACCAUUGCAUAUCUUGGGCUGCGAGUAUUAGUGUCUUCUGCUUUAUAUGGAUAUUCCCGUUCUUUUUCAGCAGUACUGUGUGAAUUCGGAUCCCCUGAUCUUAUCCCUCAGCUCUGGAUCUUAUUUACUGUAAGAUCUUAUGGUGUGUCAUAAUUUUUUAUGCAUGAUGUGUUAGGCUUUCAAAUGGGCAUCAUCUUAAUAUUUUAACUCUGGCACAGAUACCUUUCUUACAUUUAGCUCACACAACAGUCAGGCAGUAAAGUGGGUUAUUGAUGCAUAUGUGUACGAAGAACUGCUGAUAUUUGCAAUUGCAGUAUUGCACUAAUUAUUCGGCUUUGAAGGCAUUAAUGGCGGAAGGAGUCAAUUGUUGAUGAGUUGCUAUACAUGUCAUUUGCAUAAUUGCAUUUGAUGGGAAGCUAUACCGAAAAGAGUGAAUGCUUGCUGAUGACCUGCUAUACAUAGAACAGAAAGUUCUGAAUAAGAUACUUCACCGUGAAUAUGAAGGUGAUAAGCGUGUCAUUCGGCACUCCCUAUUGAUGUGCUGUGUGAGACGAUCUCCUAAUGACAUACUAUGAGACAAGGUAGGGCAAUUUUAAUGUCCUGGUGUAAAUUUUUUUCCUUCGGGAAUUCAGGUGUUGUAUUUCAUGGUGUGAUAUGAAUAUUUGAUUGCUUUGAAAUUACAUACAUAAUUCAUAAUGUUCCAUGUUAA